Caretta caretta (loggerhead turtle) is the source of this 3084-nucleotide messenger RNA. It is a transcript of the gene CLTB, whose product is annotated as clathrin light chain B. Gene Ontology annotation, biological process: clathrin-dependent endocytosis; intracellular protein transport. Gene Ontology annotation, molecular function: structural molecule activity; clathrin heavy chain binding. Lineage: Eukaryota; Metazoa; Chordata; Testudines; Cheloniidae. Gene Ontology annotation, cellular component: synaptic vesicle membrane; clathrin coat of trans-Golgi network vesicle; clathrin coat of coated pit. The record is from RefSeq and is a predicted model, not a curated record.
AGGCUCCGCCCGCAGUGACCGCCCCGUCCGUCCCCGGCUCCGUGCGCUGCGCGGCGGGGCCACCAUGGCCGACGACUUCGGCUUCUUCUCGUCGUCGGAGAGCGGCGCCCCGGAGGAGGACCCCGCCGCCGCCUUCCUGGCCCAGCAGGAGAGCGAGAUCGCCGGCAUCGAGAACGACGAGGGCUUCGGGGCGGCCGACGGGGGCCCGGGGCAGGCCCCGGACGUGGGGGCUGACUUUGAGGACGUGGGGGCCACUGUGAAUGGAGAUGUCUUUCAGGAAUCCAACGGCCCCACGGACGGCUACGCAGCCAUCGCCCGGGCUGACAGGCUGACCCAGGAGCCCGAGAGCAUCCGCAAAUGGCGGGAGGAGCAAAAGAAACGGUUGCAGGAGCUGGAUGCUGCUUCGAAGGUGACGGAGCAGGAAUGGCGCGAAAAGGCCAAGAAGGACCUGGAGGAGUGGAACGUGCGUCAGAACGAGCAGAUGGAGAAGAACCGAGUUAACAACAGGAUUGCUGACAAAGCAUUUUACCAGCAGCCGGACGCCGACGUGAUCGGCUAUGUGGCCUCGGAGGAAGCCUUCCUGAAGGAGUCCAAGGAAGAAAACCCCGGCACAGAGUGGGAGAAGGUGGCCCAGCUGUGUGACUUCAACCCCAAGAGCAGCAAGCAAUGGAAGGAUGUGUCAAGGAUGCGCUCGGUGCUCAUCUCCCUCAAACAGACACCCCUGUCCCGCUAGCCGCCCGCCCAGCACGACCAAAGAGUGGGGGGGACAGGGGCGGACAUGGGCCACUCUUCCGCCAGCGGGCUCGCCUGGACCAGCACAUCAGGUUCAGUUGGAUGCCAGCAAGGGGUGCUGCUGCCCCCACCCCCACUCCCCCGCCCCCUUUGCUUCCCGGUGCGUGUGGCUAAUUUGGUUGGGUCGCUGGUUGUAACUGUCCCCCUGAUUUUCCUUUGCUUAAAGGGUGCAUUGGUCUCUUUUUACACUUAUUUAUUACCAUGGUGGUUCCCUGGGCAGCAGGGCUGGGCUCCCUCCCUCACUGCUUCUGGGGAGGAGAGCUCGACGCCGGCAGGCCAGGCACAGGCCUCUGACACUGUGAGAGAUCCCGGGGUCUCCUUGCUGUCCCUCACACCGACUCUCCCUUCUCUGCCUCAAACCCAUCCAGCUUCUUCCCCCGGGACAGAGAGCUGAGCCAGUUCGGUGGGAGCAAACCCUGCCGCCUCCUGCCUGAGAUGCUGGGCCACAGCACUGGGUGACAGCGGGAUGAGAGGCAACAUUGUCUAGUAUCCUAGCAUGGGGCUGGGAGCCAGGACGCCUGGGUUCUACUCCCAGUUCCUCGUGGGACCCUGGCUCUCCUGUGUCCACCUGUAACAGGGGAUGGCUGUGACACUGGGAGGGGCAGGGCCGGUUCCUGGCUGCACAGGUGUGACAUCAGCCAGAGGCAGCGGCUAGUUGCACACAAGCUGCCAGGGAAAAAGGAGAAUCCCAGUCAUGGGCGCUCCAGGCGGAGCAGAGCUGGGAGCAUGCAGGAGCGUCUGGGUCUGGGAGGUAGCAACCCCCAGCUCCUCCUCCAGUGUUAGCGUGAGUCUCUGGCAUAGCAGUACCGGAGAGGCAAUGGCAGUGGCUAACCCUGCCCUGGGGAACUCUCUGCCACAGGAUAGUGCUGAGGCUGAGCUCCCAGGAUUGGGUAUGUGGCUGGCUAAGGACACAUCAAUGGGUUUGACAAGUCAAGUUCGGACUCAGGAGAAACCUCCCCUAGGGGAACUUAUUCCACCACUGCUCAUUAGGGAACUUCUUGUUCCUCCCUCUGGAGCACCUCUCAUGGAGACCGAAUACCAGGCUCGAUGAGCCCCUGGGCUGAGCUGCUCCGGCACUUCCUCUGCUCCUAAGUGAAGGUGGCUGGGAGGGGAGUGCUGAGCUCAAGCAGAGCUGCCCCUGCCCUGCUGCAGGGGACACGGGCUGAGAUCCCUGUUUGCGCUUGGCCAGGGAGAGAAAACGCCCACCGGCCCGCGCGUGGACUUGAUAUUCCAGAGGAAAAACUCUAGCUCUGGUGUUUGGACUCUGCCCUGCCUCUGAGCAACCGAUGAGCCCUCAAAAAGUAAGGGGAGUGCCUGGGGUGGGGACAGGUACCGGCUGAGGCAGCCUGGCCUAGUGGCUUCACGUUCUCUCGCUGCUGUUUCUUCUGUCCCACCCCUGGCCUGCCAGCUAAAGGGACUCCACUGUCCUCCCCUGAGCGAUGCCCUUUGAGGAGGGGGCUCAGCUUCCUCCCCAAGCACCUUAUCUCUCAAUAGGGUCUUGGUGGGGCCAGGGCAGCCCCAUCUAGCUCCCAGCACAGGGAGCCUGGAGGCUAGAAACCAUCUCUGCACUCAGGAGCAGACAGGCACGCUGGACCCCCUUUGCCCUUGGGCUCUGUCUCCUGCCAUGUUCUUGCGCUCUCUGUCCUGGCCGCAUGCGCCUCGGGCAGGGACUGGGUCAGGUGUAAUGCAGCAUGGUUUACGGGGACCUCACACAGGGCAUGCUGCCUGGUGCUGGGUGGGGAGAGCAGGCUGGGAGGAGACACUGGCAGGGAGCUCAGGGCGAAGUCCAUAAAGCCAGGAGCCCCCUCCAGCCAAUGGGGUGAGGCACCGGGGAACCUCUCUCCUCUGCAGACCUAGCCCUGCCCAUGAGCUAAUUGGACAUGGCUGUCAUAGGGCCCUGUCUGACUCUGCUCCAGCUUAGUUCUGCUGGGCGUUAGCCCUGCUGCUCAGGUGGAUUAGGCCCAGUUUAGGGCUGCAGCUCUUGGCAGGUGCUCCGAGACGCCAGGCUGGGAUUUCCUGCUCCAGGACUCUGAUCGUGGCAGAGCAGCAGCCUGGAACUGGGCCUAGCUCCUGCAUGAAUAGGGGGCAGGAAGCAUGGCUUGGGCAUCCCCCCCUCAUUCCCAGUGGGGAGCAGGACCCCGGGGUGAUAGCUGGUACUGCUGCUUUACAGACAAGGGCCCGGCUCCUGUUCCUCCUCCUGCCCGGUGACAGCUCUGGGGAGCACUAUGCCUGUUGUAUGUCCCCCCUGCUUUGGUAUAUGUGACCUUGUACAAAUAAACUGACAUGACUCCA